This is a messenger RNA of Pseudogymnoascus verrucosus, 1097 nucleotides long. RefSeq lists its product as uncharacterized. The coding region runs from base 48 to 1097 and encodes 349 amino acids. The transcript has 2 exons. Lineage: Eukaryota; Fungi; Ascomycota; Leotiomycetes; Thelebolales; Thelebolaceae. Gene Ontology annotation, biological process: maturation of SSU-rRNA from tricistronic rRNA transcript (SSU-rRNA, 5.8S rRNA, LSU-rRNA). Gene Ontology annotation, cellular component: nucleolus. The record is from RefSeq and is a predicted model, not a curated record.
CAAUGUUCGAGACGACGAGUUUAUUUCGCGAUUAGCAUAUCACGACAAUGGCGGCGAAAACGAUGGCUAAGAGUGUGUCUACGAAGCGGAAGCGCGAGGGGGGUCUGUCAGCGAGGAAAAUUCGUGUUUUAGAGGAGGAGGAGGCGACGAAGGAGGUUGAUGAGGAGAGGUCAAGCGUUGAGGAUGAGGAUGAGGAUGAGGAUAUGGAAGACGGCGAGGAAGAGGAAGAGCCUGAUGCGGCGGAGAUAUUUAGGCGGCAUUUUGAGGCGCGGUUUAAGCCUUUACCUGAUGUGAAGGAGAAGAAGGGUGGGAAGAAGGGUGCGAUUGUGGUGGAAGAGGAUGAGGACGAAGAUGAGGAAUGGGGCGGGCUUUCUGGGGAGAGCGAGGAUGACGAUGAAGAGGAAGACAGCGAUGGAGAUGAUGGCGUGAAGAGGCGGAAAAUUGACGUUGUCGAACAUACCUCGGCGGUGUCAGCGCCGAAGAUGUCCAAGGCGGAGUUGAAGGCUUUUAUGUCCGCCCGCCCUCCCUCUUCAGCAACGACCACCACCGCCCUCACAACACCCACCCCCACCGACCCCACCGACAAAGACAACACCGCCAACGACCUAGCCCUGCACCGCCUCCUCACCGAAUCCCACCUCCUCACCUCCUCCACCGCCUCCUCCUCUUCCCACCAAACACACACCCUCGAAGGCACAAACCGGCACCGCGCCACGGACCUGCGCAUCCAAGCCCUCGGCGGCAAGGGGUCGUUAUUCGUACAAGCGAAGAUGCCAAUGCAUAUGCGUAAAGGGAUAGCAGCCAAGGCAGAGGAGCGGGAGAAGGGACGCAGGGAGGGAGCGAGAGAGGGGGGCAUUAUUUUGGAGAGGAUGGGGGGGAAGAGUAAGGAGAGGGAUCGGAGGAAGGGGGGGGAGAAGGGGUUGGGGAGGGGGGAUGUGGGGGCGCCGGGGGUGGGGAGGUUUGUGGGGGGGGCGUUGAAAAUUAGUAAGAAGGAGGUUAGGGAGAUUGAGGGACCGAAGAGGGGAGGGGGGAAGGGUGGGAGGGGGGGGAGAGGCGGGAGGGGUGGGAGGGGGAAGGGGAGGGGUAGGGGGAAGUGA